UGAGAAAGGGGGUGGAUAGCCGGCGGCCAGUUAGUACACACUGACAGACGAUGCAAACAGAGCCCACCACACUGAGGUUAAAGGCCCGUCACAUUUGACCUGUCCGAGCUAAAGUCAGCUACAGACCGUUAGCUCCACUGCAGCUGACCCGCCCAGAGUGUUAAAGUUGAGCUCUCAGUGACCCCCCAAAAAAUCUCACCAACAGACCAAUAACAACACAGACGAACUAUUUCCCCCCCCCCGACUCCCAUGCGGACUUUUUCCAGUGUUUCCACUUUGGAGACGGUUAACGUUAACGUUCUGUUACCGUUCAAGUCAAAGAGUCAACAAUGUUACUGCUGUCCGGUACAACCCGCCUACUCGGAAGAGGGAAAACUUUGCUCCGUGAUCCGGUUAAGAGCAUUUGCGUAAACAUGUCGUCGCCUUCGUCCUCUUCCUCUUCUCCUUCGGGUAAGAGACUGCGGGUUCUGGUUGAUAUGGACGGGGUUCUGGCGGAUUUCGAGGGAGGAUUCUUGAAGAAGUAUCGGGCCAGGUAUCCGGACGAGCCCUACAUCAGCCUGGAGGACAGGAGAGGGUUUUGGGUGUCGACGCAGUACGGGAAGCUAAGGAAUGACCUGUGUGAGAAAGCCAGUAGUAUCUGGCAGUCCAAGGACUUCUUCAUGGAGCUGGAGCCCCUGCCAGGAGCAAUAGAGGCCAUCAAGGAGAUGGCUAGGAUGGAUAACACAGAUGUCUUUAUUUGCACCAGCCCUAUAAAACAUUACACGCACUGUCCGUCUGAGAAGUAUGCCUGGGUAGAAAAGUAUUUGGGCCAUGACUUUCUGGAGCAGGUUAUCCUGACCAGAGACAAGACUGUGGUCUCCGGAGACCUCCUCAUAGACGACAAGCCCGACAUCUUGGGCGUGGAGCCCAAACCAACAUGGGAACACAUCCUGUUCACCGCCUGCCACAACAAGCACCAUUCCCUCAACAACGCUCAGCGGCGCCUGGUGUCUUGGUCAGAUGACUGGUGGGCCAUCUUGGACAGCAAAAGGCGGUGAGGAACUCCUGUAACUGCAAGCAGCAGCUUGGAUUCCUGGUGACUGCAGAGGGCGGAGGUCACUGCCAAGACACCAACAUGAUCACCACAACGCUGCCUGCCACUGUCUUAACAGAUAAAAAAUUAAGGUUAAAACAUCAGAGGGAGCACAAUCAGCCAAAUGGACAAUUUCAGGAAAUAUGUAGAGGUCAGCUGUUUAACACAAAGCACUCAAAGUUGGGAGAGGACAUUCACUUCUUUGACCACAAGGGGGCACUCUGAGACUGAGAGUGAAACAGGGUUUAAAACCACAUAUACGUCAGUUUAACUGCAAGAACUGUGACAACAAAACAAACACGAGGUCAAAAACAAUUCAAGCAAGUUUAAAAGGGCACAUUUAACUUGAUGCUAGCAGCUCUGUCUGCAUAUUUUUAGUUGUUUGUUGUUUUUUGCCCCUUAAUAUGGGUAUUUCUCUUAAUUUUUGAGCCACACGAGCAGUUUAUUCAGGGCAUCAGAGGUUCACAGUACUGUGGUUCAUUAAUGAGUCAACUGACUCUGAUUCACUCACAACACUACACUGAAAAUUUACAAAAAAAAUUCUCUCUAUAUGAAUUGCAAGGCACUGGCAAAUAUGUGCGAUACAUAAACAUAGCAACUUACAAAGGUACCUGUCUUUCAGAUGGUUCAUUUAUUCUCUUUUUUUCAGAGUGUGACAGCAUUGUUUCACUCAAACAUACAUAUAUAAACAGAUAUCUCUUAAGGUUUUUAAGAAAGCUGAUGUGGUUAUAUUGGUGCUUUUUUAACUUCUCUUUAUGUUUCAUAAUGAUCUAUGCAUCAAAACUAUCUCCUAUUCACAAUGAGAAAAAUACAAUUUUAGUUAAAGCUUGAAAUUGCACACACACUCGUAUAUGCAUGUUGCCAAAACCAUCACUAGUGUUAAAUAGAUUAGAAUCACAGUCACUUGAAAAUAAGAGCUGAAUAUGUUUACAUUAACAUAAAGGAAUAGUUUAUUAGGGGUUGGGUAUGAUGUUUAUUUAUUUUUUAAAUGAACCUAGAAGAAUCAUUUCUAGAUCUAAAAAUAAUCUUUAAAAAAUCCUAAUGAAAAAGAUGAUUUAUAUUGUUAGAAACUAGCUAUACUCUUUGGUUUUUAUUGCUUUCAUCACCUCACGUUUCAACAAUUUCUGGUGCAAUGUUAUUACCAUAACUGCACUAAAAUGAGAGAAUAUGAGUGCUGCUAUAUGUUAGAAUAUUCAUUAAAAGACAUAGUCUUUACUGCAGCUACUUAUAUGUACUGUAGGUCAUUUCUGAUUAAAGAAGUUGUGGCAAACGUCUCACUUCAUAUAAGCCUUGUCCUUUCUUACAUUUUCUCAUUUUAGCUCAUUUACAGUAAGCACGUUGUGUCAGAUUUAAACCAACUAUGAACUAGUAAUGACCUCAACAAUAAAAGCAUGUCACGAAAUAUGUCUGUGUUCGUUCACUAUACUCUGUCUGAAAUGUACUACUUCAAGCACACAUUUUAGUAAAUAACUAUAUUGUUUUACUUCACAGUCAGUCUGACAUCAAAUCCAUUUCUGGGUAUUUGUGGCAGAGCAGUUAUGAUUUUGUCUGUCACUGCUAAUGUGCUUUUUGGACAGAAAACGGUAGAUGCUGAACAUGUGUUAUGGAUGAUGUACUUAGUGCUGAGUGCUGUGUGUUAUUGUGCCUAGCUUAAUGUACUAAUUCAAACAUGCUUAUGUCUGUCCAUGUGGUGCUGUCUUUUAUUCCACACAUGCAAUUAAAGGUUC
Molecule: messenger RNA, 2799 nt
Organism: Scomber japonicus (chub mackerel)
Lineage: Eukaryota; Metazoa; Chordata; Actinopteri; Scombriformes; Scombridae
Product: 5'(3')-deoxyribonucleotidase, mitochondrial-like
Exons: 5
Coding region: 330-1037 (235 amino acids)
Biological process (GO): pyrimidine deoxyribonucleotide catabolic process
Molecular function (GO): 5'-nucleotidase activity
Source: RefSeq, a predicted model, not a curated record